Messenger RNA from Symbiodinium sp. CCMP2592, 1095 nucleotides. Lineage: Eukaryota; Dinophyceae; Suessiales; Symbiodiniaceae. The record is from the annotation of a GenBank genome assembly.
AUGACGAGGUUGACACGGCAGCUGAUUUUGAAUCAGGCGAUGAUCAGAAAGUGGACGGUGUUCUCAGCUGAUGUCAGGACAGCAUUCCUGCAGGCACGGCCUCCUGAUCGAGGACGACGACUUCUGGCCAAACCUCUCCCUGAGCUGGCCCAAGCGAUGAACCUCACGCCGGAAGAGUGCGACGAGCUCACUGGCUCGGCCUAUGGCCUUACGACCGCUCCGCGUGAGUGGUUUCAGGAUGUGGCUGGAACCAUCCAACGACUUGGAGGACGACAAUGCAAAACUGAUCCUUGUGCUUGGGUCAUUCUGAAUGCUGAGCACGAGGUUGUGGGCUACCUCUCCUCCCACGUCGACGAUUUUCUGGUCACGGGCAACCAGGAGGAUGGCACCUGGCUGAAAUUUGUGCAGGCCUUCAAGUCUGCAUAUAAAUGGUCACCAUGGCAGGACAGCGACUUCCUCCAUUGCGGACUACGGGUGAUCCAGCACGAGGACAAGUCCUUCACCUUGGACCACUCGACCUUCAGCUCCGACCUCAACCAGAUGCCUCCUGCAGACUCUCAGCAAACUCAGAUGAAUGAGAACCAGGAUGUUGCCUGCAUUGAACAUGUGAACAAGCUGGUGCGGGAAGUGCAUGGUCAGGGCAAAAUCAACGUUGUCUCCUGGAGAAGCUUUCGGCUACCUCGAGUUGCGAGAAUCUCUUUGUCGGCAGAAGCUCAAGCUCUGGGACAUUGCGAACAGGAGUUGAUGUUUGCACGACUGGAAUGGCAUGAACUCAACGGCGGCACCAUCGACGUGCGGAAUCCCGCCGACAGCACUUCCAAGGUUCCCGGGCACAUCAUUAUCGAUGCCAGGGGAGUUUAUGAUGCCUUAGAGAAAGCCGAUCCUGGAAUGGCUUCCUUCAACGUCAAGGACAAGUACACAUCUCUCGAGCUGAUGGGGAUCAACGAAAACCUCCGACAACAGAAGACGGCUUUGGCAUGGUGUGACAGCGACCACCAGCUCGCGGAUGGCUUGACGAAGGCGUCCAAACUUCGGCACCCUGGCGCUUUCAUGAGUGCCAAGAAGCGAAGAUCUCUUGAAGCCUCCAAGGCCUAG